AUGCGUCUAUAUCGUGAUCUACUCUACGACUAUAACAAUGAAAUCCGGCCAUCAGUCCAUCCGAAAGAACCCAUAAAUGUCACUUUUGUUUUUUCACUGACUCAGAUUAUUGAUGUGGACGAACGAAAUCAGAUUCUAACGACUAACAGUUGGGUGAGGUUGCAUUGGGUGGACUAUAAGCUUGUAUGGGACCCCAGGUUGUAUCAAAAUGUGACAAGAUUGCAUAUCCCUAGUGAUAAGAUUUGGAAGCCUGAUAUUAUAUUGUAUAAUAACGCCGACGCUCAGUACAUGAAAUCAGUAAUGUCUACAGAUGUGAUAGUAGACUAUCUUGGAAAUAUACACUGGCCAUUAUCAGCAAUUUUCACAUCAUCAUGUCCAUUAGACGUCAAGCACUAUCCAUUUGACAGACAGACUUGUAUUCUGAAAUAUGCUAGCUGGGCGUAUGAUGGAACGAAGAUCGAUUUGUUGUUGAAAUCGGAGCAAGGAGAUAUCACCAACUACAUUACCAACACCGAGUGGAGCCUAAUUGGGAUCCGUGCUGAGAAGAAUCAAGUGAUCUACAGCUGCUGUCCAGAACCCUAUCCAUUUAUCGACGUUCAUGUGACAAUCGAAAGGAGAGCAAUGUUCUAUGUGUUCAAUUUAAUUCUACCAUGUGUUCUGAUCAGUUUGAUUGCUUUGAUGGGCUUCUACAUGCCAACAGAUUCUGGAGAAAAAGUUACACUAGGAAUUACAUCGUUGUUAUCGACCACUGUGUUCCUGAUGCUUGUAGCUGAGGGAAUGCCACCAACUUCUGAAGCACUUCCACUUAUUGGGAUCUAUUACGGAGUUACCAUUAUGUUGGUUGCCUUGGGUACCGCGAUGACGGUCAACAUUCAUCAUACCGGAGUCCACGGCUACCCUGUACCACCAUUCCUUCAGAUAUUUGCCUUCCGGUAUCUUUCAAAAAUUCUAUUCGUUCGAAUAGAACCAUACCACUCCAUUGCCCAUCAUGUCAGGCAUAUGUAUCAGAAAGAACACCCCAACGAGUGUACAUUAUCGGCUGGCUUACACUAUAAAAGACUUCAGGAUUUUGAUACAAAGCAGGUCAAAAAGCAAGAAGAGUGUGGAUUGCAGAGGGAUAUGUCAAGUAAGUUUGACUUUUUGGGUCAUCUCAUUUUUAAAAAAUUUCUAGAUCUCUCCGUAAUUUCUGCCAACGUGCAUUGCAACCCUGACGAUCGUCUUCUGCUAUCCACAAAAUCUUCCAGAAACAUUGACCCGGAAAAAAGUCUCCGAUCCUCGUUAUCGAUAAAGUCUGCAUCACCAACUGUCAAGAAGAAGGUACACCUACUAGAUCGAGAAUUCGGAGUUUUUUAG
Messenger RNA from Caenorhabditis briggsae, 1353 nucleotides. The transcript is spliced from 6 exons. The coding region runs from base 1 to 1353 and encodes 450 amino acids. The record is from RefSeq and is a predicted model, not a curated record. Gene Ontology annotation, cellular component: postsynaptic membrane; synapse; neuron projection. Gene Ontology annotation, molecular function: transmembrane signaling receptor activity; acetylcholine-gated monoatomic cation-selective channel activity. NCBI's taxonomy places the organism in Eukaryota, Metazoa, Nematoda, Chromadorea, Rhabditida, Rhabditidae. Gene Ontology annotation, biological process: nervous system process; monoatomic ion transmembrane transport; chemical synaptic transmission.